AUGUACUUGUGGUCCUUGAAAUUGGGCAUACUUCAACUGAUAAUAAUUGCUGUAUCAUCAUGGGUUCCGUCAACAACGCUACCCAAAAGGAUAGCUGGGAAGCUUCUCGCGACAAAUCCAAUCGUUUCGACGGAGCCAACCUCAUCCACAACCCUUGGAAAUCUUCGACCAAUACUGCUUCCGGGAGAGAGCCAACUUGGAACCAUGGGAGUCCCUACGUUUGCUUCUGAAGGAUGUCCUACGGUCGUCGAUCCUGUCGAUUCGACCAAAUCUAGAGGUCUGGAAGGAGUAUUGAACCAGGGGCCUGCAUUGAUGGUCGAUAAUGUCUUAUCCUCCAAGGCAUGUGAACAAAUGAUUCGUGACUGCAAUCAAAUAGGUUUUGGAAACUAUAAUAGUGGAAAGAACAAUCACGGGGCUCUACAGAUUCUAGUGUCGAAAGAGAUGAGUGACCAAGUCGCGCAACGUUUGAGCCAACAUGUCAACAUUCCGCAAGUAGAGGCGCUCCGAGACGAAAUGAAGCUAGCAACUAGUGCUAAGCCACAAGUCCAAGAGGAUGUUCGACUUGUCUUUGCAGGAUUGAAUCGACGGUGGAGGGUAUAUCGCUACGAUUCCAAUGGACACGAAACCUUUGCCCCGCACAUUGAUGCUGGCUUCCCACCGUCGGGAAUUUCUCAGGAUGGCAGCACUCUAGUGUGGGACGACUCGGACCAAGAAGGAGACGAGAUUGUAUCUAGGUUGACAGUCUUGAUGUAUCUUAAUGACGAUUUUGUGGGUGGAGAAACCAAUUUCUUUGGACCCCAUGCCCAGUAUGGUGACGAAUUGAACAAGAUUGCAUCUGUACGUCCCUUGACUGGGUCUUGUCUUCUCUUUCCUCAAGGUGUGGGCGAAGAAGCCGUCGAAUACGCUCGGGAAAACUGGCCCUUGCAUGAGGGGUCUCCAGUGCGCUCGGGUCGACCGAAGUAUGUGAUUCGAUCCGAUGUUAUGUUUGUCACCCAAAAAGAACCAUUGCUAUUGGACGACAAACUCUUUCGAGAUGACUACGACGUGCGCCAAGCGUUUUUGCCAACUUCACCCGGCCUCCAUCCGAACUUACUCGGCCAUACUGCUUCACUUUACAAUCCACAUAUGGGGGUUGAGAAUUUAGGUCCUUUGUUGUACUCAUUCCUUCGAUUUACCAAGAAACGUAGAAUUGUCGAGAUCGGAGCGGGAUACACUUCCUUGUGGAUUCUCCAAGCAAUAAAGGAAAAUGAUGAUGAACUCCGUCGCAUCAAAGCGUUGGAGGACGAAGGAAGAUGCCGUCUACUAGACUAUCCUUGGACUGUCCCAUCAGCGAUCCAAAACUUGGAGAACGAAUCUCCUUUGCUCUUAUGCAUUGACAACUGUGAACAUCAAAAGGAAACUGCUACGGGUGCGAGUGCAGUCGCAAAUGCGCUGGGUUUGGACCCAUACUUUGAGUUUAUGAAGGGAGACGCCUUUGAUCUGGAAUUGGAAUCGAACUCGGUCGAUGUUCUUUGGUGCGAUUUCGGAGUGGGUUCAAGAAUGAGUGAAUUUGCAACCUCUGCAUGGAAAAGUAUUCGUCCAGGGGGAUUUUUUCUCUGCCACUCAACGCUCACAAAUGAGAAUACAAGACAAUGGUUGGAAGCAAUACGAGCUCGGAGUAGUCAAGAAGUUACAGGAAUACCUCCAGAGGAGUACAUUGAACUAUCACUACUGGAGCCCCACAAGAGCUUUCAGAACAGUAUCUCCAUCAUCCAGAAACGCCAAUCCUCUGACGGACAACGAUAUGAGGAACCAAUCUACUCGACAUUUGCAUAA
This is a messenger RNA of Cylindrotheca closterium, 1815 nucleotides long. The record is from the annotation of a GenBank genome assembly. Lineage: Eukaryota; Bacillariophyta; Bacillariophyceae; Bacillariales; Bacillariaceae.